Molecule: messenger RNA, 4271 nt
Organism: Gossypium arboreum
Lineage: Eukaryota; Viridiplantae; Streptophyta; Magnoliopsida; Malvales; Malvaceae
Product: protein CHUP1, chloroplastic
Exons: 10
Coding region: 1067-3997 (976 amino acids)
Biological process (GO): chloroplast organization
Cellular component (GO): chloroplast outer membrane
Source: RefSeq, a predicted model, not a curated record
AUGUUUGCUCUCUAUUUUAGUUGCUGUUUUCAUUAUUUCUGUUCUGUUCAAUAUUCUUCAACUACCAAGUCGCUGUAAAAUGUUGGGGUUUAUUUAUAUCCAAAUCAAAAUUCUCACUUUACUAAACCAUGGCCAAGGCCUUGGUAUAUUUCAAUCCAGAAAGAAUCACAAGAGAGCUGUGAACCACCGGCUGUUUUAGAUAAUAAAUUGUCUGCUAUUGCCCACUUGAUCCCACUAUAAUUUCACCAUGAAAAUGACUUUCUUCUGCGUUUUUUUUCCUCCCAUUUUUUCCUUUUAUUUCUUUCCCCCGGGAUGAAUUUGGCGUUGAUUAGUUAACACCAAAAAUUUCCACGGCCAGGAAAAAAAAAAAAAAGAAUCUUCUGGGUUUAUUUAUCCAUUACCAUCUAUAAAGUUGUCUGCUCCUGAACUCCUCAUUAUUACCAUAUAAAUAGAACUCAAUUACUAACUCCCAUCUUUUUUCUUUACCAACAAAGCUAACUGCAGAAUGCUUACUUUAAUUUUCAACUCUACAAAAUUCGCCAAAACCCCACCACUUGGCUGCGAAAAUUUUGGAUAAAUAUAUGUAGUCUGGUAUAACUGAGACAUGUUUUGAUGUAUAUUAUCUUAUAGUUUAUCAGAGCUACAGAUAAUAUUGUUUUUGUGGCCCAGAAAGAGAUACAGAGAUUUCUUUUAUCAUAUAAAACCUAGCAAAACUAAAAGAAAAGCCAAAAAGUCCAACCAUUUCAAUCACCAGAAAGAAAAGUAGGGUUUAUUGGCUUUUGCUUGGAUGCACCUCUGCAUUCGCUUCGGUCCAUUAAGCAAACAGCUGGGAAUUAAGUUUCAGCCUUACUAUGGUCAAUGAAUGAGGGGUCCAAGGCUGGAUUGUAUUUACAUUUGUUGCUGGUGAACUCUUGCGUUCUUGGUAGCUGUAUUUACAUUUAAAUGGUCAUAAUGGUUUAAGAUGAUAAUGAUGGGGGAUGAGGAGACGUGGAGUAGGGAUGUCAGUGGAGUAUUUCUUUCCUGUUGAUGAGAGGAGGAAAAGGGUUUUUAUAUCAACAAAUCCUACAUGAUAGUUAGGGUCCUUCUUGCCGCUUCAAUUGCUGCUUUAGCAGUUAAGCGGCUCAAUCUCAAAAACUCAAAGCCAUCACCUUCAGAAAAUGGCAAAGCAGGCUUUGAGCAACAUCCAAAUAAGGACAAUAAGAAGCAGUUUAGAUAUCCUAAUGAUAGCCUCAAAGAAAAGGAUGGUGAGGAAGAAGAAGAGGAAGAAGAGGUUAAAUUGAUUAGCAGCAUAUUUGAUCGAGCUAAUGAUAGCCGACCAGAUAUUGGUGAUGAAGAUUUUCUACCUGAAUUUGAAGACCUUCUUUCUGGGGAAAUCGAAUAUCCGUUACCACCUGAUAAAUUUGACAGGGCAGAGAAAGAAAAAAUAUAUGAAACUGAGAUGGCAAACAAUGCAAGUGAAUUGGAAAGGUUGCGCAAUUUAGUAAAGGAACUGGAGGAGAGGGAAGUGAAGCUCGAGGGCGAAUUGCUUGAGUACUAUGGUUUAAAAGAGCAGGAAUCAGAUAUUGCUGAAUUACAAAAGCAGCUUAAGAUCAAGACAGUUGAAAUUGACAUGCUGAAUAUUACCAUAAACUCUUUGCAAACUGAGAGGAAGAAGCUUCAAGAAGAGAUUGCACAUGGAGCUUCUAUAAAGAAGGAGCUGGAGGUGGCUAGGAACAAAAUCAAGGAGCUACAAAGGCAAAUUCAACUUGAUGCUAACCAAACAAAAGCUCAGUUAUUGUUUCUCAAGCAACAAGUUUCUGGUCUUCAAGCAAAAGAGCAAGAAGCCAUCAAAAGUGAUGCUGAGCUUGAGAAGAAAUUGAAAGCUUUAAAGGAGUUAGAAAUUGAAGUUGUGGAGCUUAGGAGAAAGAAUAAAGAGCUUCAACACGAAAAGAGGGAGUUAACUGUUAAACUGGAUGCUGCUGAAGCAAAAAUAGCCUCCCUUUCCAACAUGACAGAGAAUGAAAUUGCAGCCACGGCAAGAGAAGAGGUCAAUAAUUUAAAACAUGCAAAUGAAGAUCUGCUAAAGCAAGUGGAAGGACUUCAGAUGAACAGAUUUAGUGAAGUUGAAGAGCUAGUGUACCUUCGUUGGGUCAAUGCGUGCUUGAGAUAUGAACUCCGUAAUUACCAGACACCUGGAGGAAAAAUAUCUGCUCGUGAUCUCAAUAAAAGUCUGAGCCCUAAGUCCCAAGAGAAGGCUAAAAGGUUACUAUUAGAAUAUGCAGGGUCUGAACGUGGGCAAGGGGACACAGAUCUUGAAAGCAACUACUCUCAUCCAUCCUCUCCUGGAAGUGAGGAUUUUGAUAAUGCUUCUAUUGACAGUUCCAUGAGUAGAUACAGCAGUCUCAGUAAGAAACCUGGCUUAAUCCAAAAGCUGAAGAAAUGGGGCAAGAGCAAAGAUGAUUCAAGUGCUCUUUCGUCACCAGCCAGAUCCUUCUCUGGUGGCUCUCCAAGCAGGACUAGCAUGAGCCUCCGUCAGCGGGGUCCAUUAGAAUCACUUAUGCUGAGGAAUGCAGGUGAUGGUGUUGCAAUCACAACUUUUGGUAAAAUGGAGCAGGAACUCACUGGUUCCCCUGAAACUUCCACUCUUCCCAACAUUAGAACACAGCCUUCUUCUGGUGACUCUUUGAAUAAUGUUGCAUCAUCAUUCCAAUUAAUGUCUAAAUCAGUAGAAGGAACUCUAGAGGAAAAAUAUCCUGCUUUUAAGGACCGCCAUAAGUUGGCCAUGGAGAGGGAGAAACAAAUUAAGAAAAAAGCAGAACAAGCAAGGGCAGAGAGGUUUGGCGAAAAGACUGAAAGAGAGAAACCUGUAAAUCUACCCCCAAAACUUGCUCAAAUAAAGGAGAAGUCAGUUGUUUCUGGUAACUCAAAUGAGCAAUCCAAUGACGAUAAGGCUGUAGACUCUCAAACUAUCAGCAAGAUGAAACUUGCCCACAUUGAAAAGAGACCACCUAGGGUGGCCAGACCACCACCAAAGCCAUCCAGUGGCAUUUCUGCUGAUGCAAAUACCUCUGCAGCAGGACAACCUCCACCACCUGGUGCGCCACCACCACCACCGCCACCUCCUGGUGGAAGACCACCUCCGCCUCCUCCUCCAGGCAGCCUACCUAGAGGGGCAGGCAGUGGUGAUAAAGUUCACCGAGCUCCUGAACUUGUUGAAUUCUAUCAGACAUUGAUGAAACGAGAGGCAAAGAAAGACACAUCAAGUUUGCUUUCUACAACUUCUAAUACAUCAGAUGCUAGGAGCAACAUGAUUGGAGAGAUUGAGAAUAGAUCGACAUUCCUCUUAGCUGUAAAAGCUGAUGUGGAAACUCAAGGUGACUUUGUUCAGUCCUUGGCAGCUGAAAUUCGGGCAGCUUCCUUCACCAACGUAGAAGACCUGGUGGCUUUUGUAAAUUGGCUAGAUGAGGAGCUUUCCUUCUUGGUUGAUGAACGAGCAGUUCUCAAGCACUUUGAUUGGCCUGAAGGAAAGGCUGAUGCAUUAAGAGAGGCAGCUUUUGAAUACCAGGACCUAAUGAAGUUGGAGAAGCUGGUCUCUUCCUUUGUUGAUGAUCCAAACCUUCCAUGUGAAGCUGCUCUGAAGAAGAUGUACAAGUUGCUUGAGAAAGUGGAACAAAGUGUAUAUGCCCUCUUGCGUACAAGAGAUAUGGCUAUUUCACGAUACAGGGAGUUUGGAAUUCCAGUGAAUUGGUUAUUAGAUUCUGGGAUUGUUGGCAAGAUCAAGCUUUCAUCUGUACAAUUGGCAAGGAAAUAUAUGAAACGUGUAGCAUCAGAACUUGAUGCACUGAGUGGACCGGAGAAAGAACCAAAUCGAGAGUUUAUACUCCUGCAAGGGGUCCGUUUUGCUUUCCGUGUUCAUCAGUUCGCGGGUGGUUUUGAUGCUGAAAGCAUGAAGGCUUUCGAAGAGCUUAGGAGCCGCAUGCAUACACAAACUGGAGAAGACAAUAAGCCGGAAGCAUGAGAAAUAUAUACUACUUUUGGCCUUAUCUUUUCCUUGUUUCUCCACUGCUCUGUUGUAUAUUGAUUUUAUACUACUUGACAAUAUUCCACUAGAACUUACUCCAUAUAGAUUGGAUAUUGUACAAUGAAGUUGUCCAGACACAGAAAAGGGAAAUAUUAAUAUGACUACAUGAGUAUUAAUUGUGAGGCUGUGGUUCAAGUUCUAAGAACAUAUGAUUAGUAUGUUGAUACAAGAUGAAACCUUUUUUUUUCAACAAUGAAAUAUCAUUUGAACA